UCUUUUUUUUUCUUUCUCGACUUCAACUCACUCCACUCCAACUCCUCUUCCAUCUAUCGCCAUGUUUGCUGCCCUUCGUCAACCUCUUGCUCGCGCUUCUGCUGCGAAGCCUCUCACUCGUGCCUUCUCUGUUUACAGCCCUUCCUUGAAUGCUGUUGCCCCUACUUCUCCCAAGCUUGAGUAUCUCUUGACAGAGACCCGUGGACGCGUCGCCCUCGUCACUCUUCACCGCCCCAAGGCUCUGAACGCGCUUUGCAACGGCCUCUUUGUGGAGCUUAACCAGGUCUUAAGGGAGUUUGAUGAUAAUAAGGAUAUUGGUGCUAUUGUCCUUACUGGAAGUGAGCGUGCCUUUGCUGCUGGCGCUGACAUCAAGGAGAUGAAGGAUAGAAAAUUCAUUGAGAACUACAGCGAGGAUUUCCUUGGUCACUGGACCCAGAUCACCAAGAUUCGCAAGCCAAUCAUUGCUGCUGUUAAUGGUUUUGCUCUUGGCGGUGGAUGUGAGUUGGCCAUGAUGUGUGAUAUCAUCUAUGCUGGUGACAAGGCCGUUUUCGGCCAGCCCGAGAUCAAGCUCGGAACCAUCCCUGGUGCUGGCGGCACGCAGCGUUUGGUCAAGGCUGUUGGCAAGUCCAAAGCUAUGGAGAUGUGCUUGACAGGCUCCGUCAAUUUGACAGCUGCUGAGGCGGAGCGUGCCGGAUUGGUGAGCAAAGUGCUCCCAGCCGAUCAAGUCAUUGAUGAAGCUCUUAAGACCGCCGAAACAAUUGCUAGCCUGUCGCAGCCUAUUGUGCAGAUGGUCAAGGAUGCGAUCAACCAAUCUUUUGAGGUUCCUUUGGCGGCUGGUUUGACCUUCGAGAGGAGAUUGUUCCACUCAACUUUCGCCUCUAAUGAUCAGAAGGAGGGUAUGGCUGCCUUUGCUGAGAAGAGAAAGGCCAAGUUCACCCACAACUAAGAGAUUUUAGGGGUUAAAUUGUAAAUAAAAGUAAAGGGUGUUCCCUCUACUUGUUCACUAC
This is a messenger RNA of Lobosporangium transversale, 1007 nucleotides long. Its product is annotated as ClpP/crotonase-like domain-containing protein. The transcript has 5 exons. Gene Ontology annotation, cellular component: mitochondrion. Lineage: Eukaryota; Fungi; Mortierellomycota; Mortierellomycetes; Mortierellales; Mortierellaceae. The record is from RefSeq and is a predicted model, not a curated record. Gene Ontology annotation, molecular function: enoyl-CoA hydratase activity. Gene Ontology annotation, biological process: fatty acid beta-oxidation. Bases 62 to 946 code for a protein of 294 amino acids.